GUGGCAUCAUCGGUCGCCAUUUUAGAAGUCGAAGUGAGAGAAUCAGUGACCGUCCGACAAAAACUACAAAAUUAUCGCGUUCUCUUGUCAUCAUCAUUGUCAUUUUUAUCCUUCCACGUUGAACCUAACAAUCAUCCAAACAUUGAGACAAUAAUCACUCCUUUCACUCCUCCCACCCUGUGAGACAACUCCAAUUUGUUCCCCUACCACAUUUUCCUUUAGUUGUAUUUUUUUUUUCUAUACAACCGUUCGAUAAACCAACAGUUGGAGGGUGCUACAACCAGCGUUGAUGAUUGGAAUUCCGCGGGACGACCGACAUAAAAUUACGGUUAAAAUCCGAAAUAAUAAUAUGAAACGAAGCUCAUCUCGUGAUACACCACCACCCAGAGUUAAACGAAGCAGAUCAUCGAUAGGAAGGUACGAUGAGUCGAGCGACGAGCGUAUAACACCAGACAGAAUUCGUCGUCGAAGCCGAGGAGCUCGUAGCCCAAGUCCUCCACCCCGAGCCUCAUCCCACGCUCGUUACGUUGAAUCUUCAUCCCACCGAGAUGAUUAUCUCCGUCCGCCAGCUCGUGAAAUACCCCCAGAGCGUCAAUAUAGCUACAAAGUUCUCUGUGUCUCGUCGAUCCACCAAAAAGCCAGCGAUGAGAUAAUCAAAGACACCCUCUACCGAGAGUACAAAAAAUUUGGUGAAUUCUCAAUUCGUAUCUCUCACGAGCUAGACGAUCGUGUAGCUUUCGUCUGCUUCAGGAGCUCAGAGGAUGCCAGAGACGCAAAGCAUGCAAAACCUCGAAUAAUAAUUUACGACAAAGUAGCGAUUGUGGAGCCAGUGUACGAGAGACCAGAGACGUAUCGUCGAGCCCGUUCAAUCAGUCCUCCAGAGUACGACAGAUAUUAUGCACGUUCACCAGGUCCUGAACGUCACCGGCCAAUCGAACGCUACGAGAGAGUUUAUGGUCCACCUGUUGGAAUACCACCACACCGAGAAAUGCGUCGAGAGGCUAUUCCUCCACCUCAUCACGACUUCGUACGUCCGCCAAUGCAUCAUGGACCACCACACGUUCAUCAUCCAGGUGGUCCACCCCAUCACUACGGCCCACCUCGUCACAUGAUGAUUCGUCAUCCUGUUCAUGGUUUUGAGAGGGUUGAAAACAAAAAGGACAAAUUUCCAAAUUAUCUCCAUCACGUCUCCCCUGAGGACGAUCCAUUGGCCACAAGAACUCUCUUCGCUGGGAAUCUCGAGAUUAAUAUCACGGAGGAGGAACUGCGCCGAAUUUUUUCAAAAUAUGGUAUUGUCGAUGAUAUUGACAUCAAAAGACCACCACCUGGCACUGGAAAUGCUUACGCUUUCGUCAGAUUUCAAACUCUCGACAUGGCCCAUCGCUGCAAGGUCGAAUUAUCUGGUCAAUACAUUGGCAAAUUUCAGUGCAAAAUUGGUUAUGGAAAAGCUACACCCACGACUAGGAUCUGGGUGGGUGGACUGGGGCCGUGGACAUCGGUGCCUCAGCUGGAGCGAGAGUUCGAUAGAUUUGGGGCAAUCAAGAAAAUUGAUUACAUCAAGGGUGACAGUAAUGGUUACAUUUUGUAUGAUUCUAUUGAUGCUGCGCAAGCUGCAGUUAAGGAGAUGAGGGGAUUUCCCCUGGGAGGACCUGAUAGAAGACUCAGAGUGGACUUUGCCGACGUGACACCUGGCUUUGGCUUCAAACCAAGACCUUAUCCAGAGGAGAAUUCCGGUGAAUUCAGACAGAGGCCAGUGGAUUAUGAGCCAUACGAGAGUUAUGGGGGAGAGACAGAGUUCAGUUAUGGAUCUAGGGGCUUCAGAGGUGGACGAGGUGGAUGGCAUGAACGUCGGGGUGGUAGGGGUGGAUCAAGUGCAAGUUAUCGAAAUACUUAUCCGGAGGGAUACGUCAGGGAAGAAGCAGAAUGGCCUAGCAGGCGACCACCACCUGAUAUUGAAUAUGAGACACCAAGAUUGAGACGAUCGAUAUCCAGGGAGCCAGGUGUUGACAGAUCAAGAUCGAGAUCUCCGAGGAGACGACCCAUUGAUUCGGACUCAGAUUCUGAAACGACGAGGACGGGGAUGUUGUCAACAUCGAGAACACUGGCUGAAGUUGCAAGAAAAGCCAUUGGCGUCUGGUCAGGUGCUCUAAUUCUAAAAAAUUCACUCUUCCCUGCCAAAUUUCAUCUCACGGAUGGUGACACUGAGAUCAUUGAGGCACUCAUGAAGGACGAGGAGGGAAAACACAUGCUGAGAAUCACCCAGAGGCUCAGACUCGAUCAGCCAAAGCUGGAUGAUGUUUCUAAGAGAAUUCAAACCUCCAGUUCGCACGCAAUUUUCUUGGGACUCGCUGGAUCCAGUGGUGCUGUUACUAAUGAGGAUGCCAAUGUUCAGACAAGACCACUCAGAAAUUUAGUAUCUUAUCUCAAGCAAAAAGAAGCUGCUGGGGUUAUUUCAUUGCUUAAUAAGGAUACUGAGGGGACUGGGGUCCUCUAUGCUUUUCCUCCUUGUGCCUUUUCCACUGAAUUAUUGAAGAGAACCUGUCCAAGUUUGAGUGAAGAGGGACUCAAGGAGGAUCAUCUCGUUAUCGUUGUUGUCAAGGGGGGAAGCGCAUAAAUUGAGGGGAAAUCCAGUCUUCCUGGAAUUCUACAUUGGAGUUUUUUACACGAAUCGAUGUGAUUAUUUUGAAUUCUCUUCCAAAUUUUUAGGGGGGACGGAGAACGGUUAACUGACGAUUUGGAAAAAUUCAUUCGUGUGUCUGGGGGGAGGGGUGAAGGAUAUCGUAAUGAAAAAUUUUAUAUAUACAUAUAUAUUUUUUUUUCUUUUUUUUUUAUUCAAGUGGAAGAUGUAGGUAUCGCAGAUGGGGCGGAUUUUUUCUUGACUUAAAAAAUUUUUAAUUAAUUGAAAAUCGAGGAAAAAUGUUGGACCAGUGGUAAAAUUGUUUUGGCACUUGGCCUUGAUUCAUUUAGAAAGUAGAAAAUCAUAAGGCACUUAUAUAUAAAGUACAUUUAUAUAUGAAAUAAGAUAGGGAUAGAAUGCCUGAAAAUUGAGGAAAACAUGGAACUAAUCUGCUAUUGAUUAAUUAAUUAUCUCAUUAGGUUUAAUGAUUAAUCAACAUAUAUAUUUUUUCCUUUUUUUCUCCCCCUCGUCAUGGUCGUUUCAUUAUAGGAAGAUUUACACAUGUGUGACGUAAACUAGUUAAGUGAUUGUGUCAUUAAUGAGAUAAAAACAUUUGAGAAAUAAUGUGAAUAAGUUUCGGGUUAGUUGAACGAAAUAUGAGGAAAACUGUGGAUUUUCGAUGAUAUCGAGACUAAUGGAGAUAAUCAAUUGUUUCUUUCGGACACUGUGGCCCUAGUGGUGGUGAAUGUUGAAAGUUAGUUAGAACCUGAUGAAUUGUGACGCGAAAAGAGCCCGAUAAAAGAAAAUAUUUCUUUCGUUUCAUGAGGAAAAUAACAGCGAUGUCCACAUGAUUAGAGGAGGGAAUAAAGAUUUUUUAAAUUAUCGAAUAUGGUGGUUCAAGUGCAGAGUCGAUGUGUACGUGGAUAACUGAAUUUGACGAUCAAUCGAGAGAAUUUCAAUAUGAAAUUAAACACGAAAAAGAGAAAACGAAAUGAAAAUUAAAGCAUCAGCUGAAUAGUUGCGAUUCUUGUGUAAAGUGAUGUAAAAAUGAUUCAUUGAGAAAAAGAAAAACAAAACGAAACGAAUUGAAAACGAAAACGCAUUUGAUAAAAGUGAAUUGUUCGUGCACUCGUCGACGUCUCAGAGGUAUCGGGAACCGUGUAUACCAAAAUGAUGAAUUUGAAUUGUGUUUUCAAACAUGAGAUAUCUAAUGAGUAUGUUUUUUUUUUUUUGUAACUUGUGAAGUGCCCCGAUGUCCAACGAGCGUCGACGAGCCAUUAAAAAGGUGCAGUGGAUUUAAAAAGUGUAUCAGGUGUGUCUGAAAGAUGCAAAAAUCUUUAUCAUUAUGGAAAAAUAGAUGCAGCAGAUAAAAAUGA
Fopius arisanus is the source of this 3993-nucleotide messenger RNA. RefSeq names its product RNA-binding protein spenito (gene nito). Bases 290 to 2614 code for a protein of 774 amino acids. Gene Ontology annotation, cellular component: nucleus. Gene Ontology annotation, molecular function: mRNA binding. The transcript is spliced from 2 exons. The record is from RefSeq and is a predicted model, not a curated record. Gene Ontology annotation, biological process: regulation of alternative mRNA splicing, via spliceosome. NCBI's taxonomy places the organism in Eukaryota, Metazoa, Arthropoda, Insecta, Hymenoptera, Braconidae.